AGGGUUUCAGCCAGGGUUUCUGCAGCUCUAGCUGCUAGUGCGCAGCAAGCCUGGUCUAUCGAGUUAGCUGUGAGGAAGGGCUAAGUACAGUCGAGUGGCAGGCACAAGGACCCAAGGGCCAACAGGCAUUCAAAGAACGUCGUCCUGAACUCACAAAUCUUGUCUCUACCCACCGGCCCAUCUUUUGGGGCCACUCUGACAAUGGACGAUUUGGUGUCCUUUGUGGACACCAUACUUUCUAGCCCGGUCAACCUGACAGGUGGCAGCUCUCAGGCAAGUGCUGGCAGUGCACCGACUCUGACCCCGGGGCUUGACCCUGUUGCAGCGCCUCAAGAGUACCUGGAACGCUGGGCUGAUGAGGUGGCAGCCCUCCGGGCUAUCUAUGAUUCGGACGUUACCUGCAUUGCAGAGGGGGUGGUCCGGAUCCGGCUGCGUCCGCGCGGCCAGGGGGAUCCCUCUCUGCAGGGCGAUUUUGAGCUGGUUGACAAGCACACGGUCAUGCGGCGCGGGGGUGCGGGGAUCGGUGACAAAAAGGGGGGCAGCGUGAGGGAGGAAAGUGGGGGGGUGGAAAUGGUGGAAAAGGAUGGCGCUGAAUAUGGGUCAGCAAUUCUGGGGCGGGCAGCAACGGAAUCUGCGGGGCUGUGGAUAGCUGUGGCUCGCACCGAGCGCUACCCCGACACCCAGCCCCUGAUUGAAGUCCAAAACCAGGGUGCCAUUUCACACCGAGCGGAGGACGAGCUCUAUGACUCGCUGCUGUUGGCUGCAGCUAGCCAGCUGGGCAGCGAGACUAUUUACACCCUCGUUGAGCUGGCGGUGGAUUUUUACACCACUUAUGUGGAGGCAGCGGCCGCCCGCCAGCUGGCAGCCCAAGUGUCAGGCGUAACUGCAGGGAUUGUUGGUGGAAAGAUUGACACAAAGGAAGAGAUUGGCACCACAGAAAGUUGGACAGAGUACCGGCCAUCUCCAUUUGCAGGCGGUGUCAUGGAAGUGUUGGGAAGUUUGCCUAAGGAGAUUGGGGUGCUGAACAUUGAGAACGUGCUGCGGCAAGACCUGGCGGAACUCUUUGUUGAGAAGAGGGAGGUUCUGAGGAAGAAGCACCCACAGCUUGCAGUAGCUGCUGACGUCAUACGGAUGUUCCAGCGGGACUGCCAUGCGCAACGUCCCGAGCAUUGUCCCACCUUCGGCAAGGGCAUCUACCUCUCCCCCGACUCUAGUUACUCCGUCCCCUACUGCUGGUCCGACGACGCACGCGAGCACCGUCUCCUCGUGUGCGCGGCGUUGCCCGGAUGGCCUGAGAAGGUGACACGUGUCGUGGAUCAACAGCUGAACGGAACGCGCGGCACGUACGACUGCCGCGUCAGCCCAAACGGACUGGAGUGGAUCUUCUUUGACGCGGCUCAGCCGCUCUUGACUUGUCUACUUCCCUCGUUUCUUUAACGUUGGCACAACAUAUGGCCGCCGUUGACAUUCUGGACUCUUCCUUGUCGUUCUCGUCUGAGCUUUCCAC
Klebsormidium nitens is the source of this 1507-nucleotide messenger RNA. The record is from the annotation of a GenBank genome assembly. Lineage: Eukaryota; Viridiplantae; Streptophyta; Klebsormidiophyceae; Klebsormidiales; Klebsormidiaceae.